Messenger RNA from Trichomonas vaginalis G3, 1046 nucleotides. RefSeq names its product DNA/RNA polymerases family. The transcript has a single exon. The annotation marks the transcript as partial. The record is from RefSeq and is a predicted model, not a curated record. Lineage: Eukaryota; Parabasalia; Trichomonadida; Trichomonadidae.
AUGAAGUAUCUUGAGUCAUGUGUGAAGACAAGGUACAUUCUCAGAGGUCAAUUGGCAAAAAUUGCACCGUUGGCAAAUGUCAAUAUCCGAGUCAACAUACCUACAGCUAAAGGUUCUUCACAUGACGACUAUGUUGUUGAGUUCAAUUUACCAUGGUUGAAGAUUGCAAUUGUCCACAACCACUUCAUGUUGAACGAAAGUCUUACAAACCCAUUGUUCGGAAAAGGCAAGUGCAACAUUGUCAGAGCUGUAAACAUUCUUUUCGAGAAAGGUUUGUUGGAACCAAUUCCAGAUGACAAGCUUACAGAAAGUUUUGUACCAAAAGACGAAACAAACUUUUCAUUGUUAGCAAGACCAAAAGUUGUUCCAGACAAAGUUCUAGUACAAAAGAAGUACACAAUUCCAAAAGGAGUUGGAUUGUUCGGAUACCAACCUGAACCAGAAGAACUUCCAAUGAGGUUGCAAGAACUUCAAGAUGCUAUAAACAAACUUCCAUUGAGACAUCCAAUUGACGUCAAAUUGUAUUGGAGAGCAUCUGAGUUAGGUCAGAAGGUUUUAUAUGAAACAGGUUGCUUCGACGAUGUUUAUGAGAUAACAGGAGAAGUUUCUCAGAAGAUAAGAGACUCACUUGAAUUUCCACAAACUGGACCAAUUGGUUGCGACAAGUUCGAUUCAAACGAAAAGAUAUACUAUGUCGACCUUAACGCUGCAUACAUGAGGUUUGUCCAAUAUAUUCCGACUGGAAUUCCAAACGAAGAUGGUGAGUUCCCGGGAAGGAACUAUACAGUUGGAAAAGUCAUACAACAACUGUAUGAUAUUAGGAAAGCUUCAAACCCCAAACUUGCAAUGACACUCAAAUUGCUUAUGAAUUCGACAUGGGGAUAUUCCAUUAAGAAACCUCAAGAGAUGAAGAGUAAACAUUAUGAGAAGGUCGACAACUUUGUUGAAAGGUUUUCUCCUUUUGUUUUGAAGUACGAAUUCACUCAAGGUCAAAGUGGCUUAGUAACCACAUUAAAACCUAUUGUCGAACAUUGGUCUUACCCUCA